AUGUCAGCUACAUCUGGAGACUUUAGGAGGAAAAGGAGAAGAGAAAGCGGUCGAGAACCGGAGGUCAUAAAUUUAUCGGACGAUGACGACUCUGUUAUAGAUCUAACCAACGAACAAAAUAGUCAACAUAGCAAUCAAACGCGGCGUUCGCAACCACCACCACGCGUGAGAUUUGGGGGUGACGAGCCUACUGGAAUUAUACAAUCUCCAGCAAGGUCUCCCUCAGGGCAAGGACAUGUUCACCCAGAGCGACGAGUAAGGUUUCGAGAAGACGAGAAUGACAGCGAUGACGAAAUAGAGAUUAUAUCCAUCAAUACCACACCAAAUUCAAGACACGACCACUUCGAUACAAACAGACCAUACAACGAUACGGCGCGUAGGGCAAACCGUGCUAGUAGUUCAAAUGCACUUCCGGACAACUACUUUGAUUUGAGUUUACCUGGUGAACCAGAUUCUCUGUUGUCGACCGAUCAUUUACCGACCACGCAUAUCGAUACGCCAUCGGGGUAUAUUGAGUACCAGCCCGAUCCCAACUUGACACAAAGCCAACAUUCACUACAGCGAUCUCAGGAAGAUCAAUCUUUACCGCCACGUAAUGUCAGAAGGCGAGUUGGGCGCGUUCCUGUCGCUCGUAGCUCACGCGGCAGUCGGCUUCCCCCUCCACAUCGACAAACUUUAACACGUCGAAUUCAAAUACCACCAGGAGGUUCACAUAGUAUGCAUUUUCACGUUUUAGAGAACGACGGUGUACGACCAGGUACUGGUGUUGGAAGGCAGAAUAGAGGUAGGGGUCGUGGUGCCCACAAUCAACGUCAACCUCCCAGACCCACUAGGCGUAGCUCAUUAUAUGCACACGGUGCCAUUCCCGAUUUUGUGAGAAUCAAUUUCAAUCUUUCUGAUUUGAUACCAGAUGUUUUUUUCCACAAUAUGCCUGGAAGAGACAUGCUGUCUGAAGCUUUUGAAAACAACAUAAUGCAAAGAAUUGAGGAAGAUAAUAAUAGAACGGCAAAUGCAAUCAUGGAAAGGGAAUCGAAUUAUAAUAGAAAAUCAAUGGCAGAGAAGCAAAAACUUGCUGAAGCUGAGAAUGCCAAAGGCACGCACACAAACAAAAUCAGUGCUGAUGAUAACCUUGUUUGUGAAUUGUGCAGUGUUUGUUUAGGAGAGGGAGCUCCUGAAGAGUUUAAAGGAGACCCGAAAUACGAUUUAAAUUUUGCCAAGUAUGCUGAAGAAUACCAAACUCAAGCACCGUGGUUUUGCGUUAACCCAUUCACUGACGCUGAUCAUGAUUUGAGCAAGAGAGUAUUUGCUUCUAAAUGUGGCCAUACGUUUUGUGGAAGGUGUGUCAAGAAUAUCGCAGGACGACCUUCGAGGAAGCCAAAAGAUGCCCCAUCAGGUUUCACUAUAAAGAAUCCUAGCAUAUUUGCUCCAACAAAGUGUCCUGCUAAGGAUUGUGGCAAGAAAUUCGUAUCAAAGGCGUUCACUGAAGUAUUCUUUUAG
Lodderomyces parapsilosis is the source of this 1497-nucleotide messenger RNA. RefSeq names its product SUMO-targeted ubiquitin ligase complex subunit (gene HEX3). The record is from RefSeq and is a predicted model, not a curated record. The transcript has a single exon. Lineage: Eukaryota; Fungi; Ascomycota; Pichiomycetes; Serinales; Debaryomycetaceae. Gene Ontology annotation, molecular function: ubiquitin-protein transferase activity. Bases 1 to 1497 code for a protein of 498 amino acids. Gene Ontology annotation, cellular component: SUMO-targeted ubiquitin ligase complex.